Molecule: messenger RNA, 2897 nt
Organism: Rhodofomes roseus
Lineage: Eukaryota; Fungi; Basidiomycota; Agaricomycetes; Polyporales; Fomitopsidaceae
Product: DNase I-like protein
Exons: 9
Coding region: 480-2435 (651 amino acids)
Molecular function (GO): catalytic activity
Source: RefSeq, a predicted model, not a curated record
AGAGGAUAUGGUGGAGGUGCCGUUGCCGCUGCGUAAGACUCGGCGCGCCGGGCACUGGCACGUGCGCUGUCCCGACCUUGUCCCGCUCCGAGAAAGUCGGGGCCGAUUGACUUCGUCCUCGACGACGACCAGCAACGAACUCGCUGUUGCUUCACAGCUCGUGCAACACAUCUACGCUAGCUUCGGAAUAAUCUGGCGUGGCCGCCGUCUGGAGAAUCGUGCAGCGAGGGUACUGCCAGCGAGUUCGUGAGUUUCCGUACCAAGCACGUUCUGGUGUUCGUGUUGUAGCCGCUCGGGCUUGCAGCGCGGUUGCCACCGCCUUUGGCAGACAAUACACCCUUUCUUCUGAUAGACAUGUGCUGUUGAGCACAGUCGGGCGUUACAACACCUACUCUGCACUUUAUUCGAACGACUGAGGUGACGCGGCUUGUCUUACAGCAACGAGGAGCGCCUCAACUAGUAUUCGAACAUAUACGAGCAUGCUCGGAGUCUGGCGGCCUCUACUCUCUCUGGCCCUGUCUCUCGCAGAGUCUCCCAUUGCGACAUGGGCUAUCAGUGUUGCGGAGAUCCAAGGCAAGUCAUUUCGAUCUCCGUAUGAGGGGCAGACCGUCAACGAGGUGUAUGGCAUCCUAACCGCGAAGGACAAUUACGGCGGCUGGAUUUCAGACGUGCCCUCCUCCGACCCACGCGAGUCGAACGGGCUUCGUAUCUACGGCCCACACGCGCUGCGCGGCGUCUCCGUCGGCGACGACAUCUCGCUCACUGGGCGCGUCGCGGAGUACCGCUCGAGCCCGAACGACCUCUCGCUCACCGAGCUCGACCUCAUCCGCGACAUCAUCAUCUUCUCGCACGACAACCCCGUCAAGCCCGUCCUCCUCGGCGAGGAACGCACCCCGCCGAAGGGCCAGCUCUCCCGGUACGACGACGGCCCCGACGGGUCGGGCUGGUUGGCGAUCCCGAAUAACGUUACACGGGUGGAGGAGGAGAACGAUGCGCUGAGGCCUGAGUUGUAUGGGCUGGACUUUUGGGAGAGCUUGGAGGGGCAGCUCGUUACGGUGCCGUCGCCCGUUGCGGCGAACUUCCCGGAUAGAUACGGUGCGGUGUGGGUGUAUGGUGCUUGGCCGGUGUCGGGGCUGAACUCGAGGGGCGGGUUGACUGUUCACUUCCCUGAGUCGGAAGGACCGCCCGAUGCGCACUCCGGGGCCAUCCUUAUUGGCCGCCCUUUGGAUAAUACCAAGCUUCCGCGCGCAUAUAUGGGCAUGGAGAUGAGCGACAUCACAGGCGUCGUGACAUACCAGUUCGGCGACUACUACAUCCUGCCCCUCACCGCCCCAGAAGUCAUCUGGACGCCAGACGAGCGACCCUCACCCGCAACCCUCCGAUCAGGCUUGAGCCCCUGCUCCCUAACCAUCGGCGACUACAACGUAGAGAACAUGGGCCCGCGCUCCUGGCACCUCCCCACGAUCGCCGACCACAUCGUCAGCUACCUCAACGCCCCCGACAUCGUCUUCCUCCAGGAGAUUCAAGACGACUCGGGCAGGAAGGACGACGGGACCGUCUCCGCGGACAAGACACUCAGCCGGCUCACGGCGGCGAUCGCCCGUGUCAGUCUGUACGAGGCGCAGUAUGAGUAUGCGUACGUCGCGCCGGAGGACGGGAUGGAUGGCGGGCAGCCGGGUGGGAAUAUCCGGGUAGCUUACCUUUGGCGUCCGGAGAAGGUCACCUUGGUCUCGGGUUCACACGCUGGGAACGCUACGCAGGCGACUGAACCUGUCCUCGACGAGGAAGGCAAGGUGACUCUGAGAUUGAACCCGGGACGUAUUGAUCCUACAAACGCAGCGUGGGAGGAGGCGCGUAAACCUGUCGCGGCAGCAUGGCAGACGAACACCGGGGAGCGGUUCUACACUGUGAACGUGCACUACAGUUCGAAGCGGGACAGCUCGUCCGCGCAAGGAGAUGCGCGGCCACCGGUCAACGGGAAGAGCGAGCAGCGCAUGGCACAAGUGAACGUAACGGCAGCCUUCGUCUCCUCGCUCCUCGCACUCGACCCCUCGGCACACAUCAUCGUCGGUGGUGACAUGAACGAGUUCCUCCAGACGCGCAGCGUCUUCGCGCCCUUCGACGGGCUGCUCACGGACAUGAACGAGGUCGCGGGGGUGCCGCCCGCGGAGCGGUACACGUACGUGUACGAGCAGCACGCGCAGGAGAUCGAUCAUGUCCUCGUGUCGGACGCUGUGAAGGCGAAGGGUGGUGCCGUGGAGCAUGUGCAUAUCAAUACGUGGGCGACGAGCAAGGGCGGCCAGGCGAGCGAUCAUGACCCGACGGUUGCGAAGGUGUGGGUGUGUGAGGCAGAGGGCGGCGAAGGCUCUCAGUAUAACGAUGACCCCGAGUCGGUCGUUGUGCAAGCACCAUGGAACCAAGUCGUUGUGCUGUGAAUCUGACUCGGUGAUUGUCAUACUGUCUUGACAUCACGACACCGCGGAGAGGGCGGGCUACCAAUACAGGUCCAACGUUCAGCUAUGAUACAGGGUAGUCGAUGCUUCGCCUAUCACUCUAUAUGUACCGGAAGAUGUUGGCUUUCUGUUGUAAUCCCAUGUACCAUCAAUAUUUCACCAACCUACACACACCCCAAACUUGUACGUACCACGUUGCGCCGAUAACCUCCCUCCACUUCACCGCCUUCAAACUCGGAGUUGGCCAGCGAGCCCUGACGCUCCUUCCACUUCUCCAUGAGCGCGGCAUCCUGCUCGGCAACAGUCAUCUUGCGGGCUGGCUUGUGUUCUUCUGCAUUGUCUGCCGUUUUGUCGGUGUUUGCUGACCCGGCGUUGCUCGCUUGAGCAGUAGGGGUCUGGGCAAGAUGUUCUGCAGUCGGCUGCGUGUCGUGCUCGCUGCGGCUC